GGGGCGCGAGGGGCGAACGGCUUGGGUAAUGGCAGCGCUGUGAGGACGAGGAGCGGGGCAGGACCGCGGCCGCGCGACAGGGAGCGAGGGAGCCGGCGGCGGCGCGGAUCGGGCCCCGUGCCGCCAGGUAACCCCCGCGGCCGCCCCUCGGCCGGGAGCGUCGCCGCGCUGAGCGCAGGGAGCCCGCGCUCGGCUGGGAGGCGGCGGUCCCCGGCCCCGCGCUGCGUGUGGGGGCGCCGCGGCCCUGCCCGGGCGGGUGCUGCCCGCGGGCCCCGCGCCACGCCCCACGGGGCCGCCGCUCCCCGCAGCCGUCGCCCCGGCGGGGCCGGGGCCGCUCGCGCCCGAGAGAUCCCGAUACGGGCUCUGUCCCGCGGGAGAGUGCGGCGGGGCGCGGGCCGGGUGGCCGUCACGGGCCGCUUUCGUUUUGGUUCAGGCUCUGGGAGUGGCGCGGGGGCGUCCCGCCCGGUCCUUUCCUCGCCCCACUCCUCCCCGGGCGCAGCGUCCGAACGAGGAAUGCGGCGGCGGCUGAAAACGCGCGUGUGCUCGUGUCAACAAACGCGACCGGCGUGACAGCGGGGCGCUUUGACGAGACGGACGAAGGGGGCACCGUCCAUUCGUUGUCCCAAUGCCUUAAUAGGUUUCCGUGGCAGCUGCACACCUUAGGGCUUGUCGGACGGAUUAACACUAAAACCCCACAAUGUCCUUGAAACCACGAGUAGUUGACUUCGAUGAAACAUGGAACAAACUUCUAACAACAAUUAAAGCUGUUGUUAUGUUGGAUUAUGUUGAAAGAGCGACGUGGAAUGACCGCUUCUCAGACAUUUAUGCUUUGUGUGUGGCCUAUCCUGAACCUCUCGGAGAGAGACUUUAUACUGAGACAAAAAUUUUCUUGGAAAAUCAUGUACGCCAUUUGCACAAGAGAGUUUUGGAAUCUGAAGAACAAGUACUGGUUAUGUAUCACAGAUACUGGGAAGAAUACAGCAAAGGAGCAGACUAUAUGGACUGUUUAUACAGGUAUCUCAACACACAGUUCAUUAAGAAGAACAAAUUGACUGAAGCUGAUCUUCAGUAUGGUUAUGGUGGCGUGGAUAUGAAUGAACCAUUGAUGGAAAUAGGAGAGCUAGCUCUUGAUAUGUGGAGAAAAUUAAUGAUUGAGCCACUACAGGCCAUCCUUAUUCGAAUGCUCCUCCGAGAAAUCAAAAACCCAAGCACUCCUUCUUCAAGUCAAGCUGAAUAUCAACUUAAGCAUUUUUGUUUCAACACAACAGGAAGCCGACAAGAUCUUGAAUUUGAUCGCUGUGGAGAAGACCCAAACCAGAAAGUAAUCCAUGGGGUUAUUAACUCCUUUGUUCAUGUUGAACAGUAUAAGAAAAAAUUGCCCCUAAAGUUUUAUCAGGAAAUUUUUGAGUGUCCUUUUCUGAAUGAAACAGGGGAGUAUUAUAAACAAGAAGCUUCAAAUUUAUUACAAGAGUCAAAUUGCUCACAGUACAUGGAGAAGGUUUUAGGUAGAUUAAAAGAUGAAGAAAUGCGGUGUCGGAAAUACUUGCAUCCCAGCUCAUAUGGUAAAGUGAUUCACGAAUGCCAGCAGAGAAUGGUAGCUGAUCACUUGCAGUUUCUACAUGCAGAAUGUCACAAUAUUAUCAGACAAGAGAAGAGAAAUGACAUGGCAAAUAUGUAUACUCUACUUCGUGCUGUGUCAAGUGGUUUACCUCAUAUGAUUCAGGAACUACAAAACCAUAUCCAUGAUGAGGGCCUUAGAGCAACCAGCAAUCUUUCUCAGGAAAAUAUGCCAACUCAGUUUGUGGAGUCGGUUUUGGAAGUACAUAGUAAAUUUGUUCAGCUCAUCAACACAGUUUUGAAUGGUGAUCAACACUUUAUGAGCGCCCUUGACAAGGCUCUGACAUCAGUUGUUAACUACAGGGAGCCCAAGUCAAUCUGCAAAGCACCUGAGUUGCUGGCCAAGUACUGUGACAACUUAUUGAAGAAGUCAGCGAAAGGAAUGACAGAGAAUGAAGUAGAAGACAAACUUACAAGUUUCAUUACUGUUUUCAAGUACAUUGAUGACAAAGAUGUAUUCCAAAAGUUCUAUGCCAGAAUGUUGGCAAAAAGAUUAAUUCAUGGUUUAUCUAUGUCAAUGGACUCUGAAGAAGCCAUGAUUAAUAAACUAAAGCAAGCCUGUGGUUAUGAAUUUACCAGCAAGCUUCAUCGAAUGUAUACAGACAUGAGUGUUAGUGCUGAUCUCAACAAUAAAUUCAACAACUUUAUCAAAAACCAGGACACAAUUAUAGAUUUGGGGAUUAGCUUUCAGAUAUAUGUUCUACAGGCAGGUGCAUGGCCUCUAACUCAGGCUCCUUCUUCUACAUUUGCAAUUCCUCAGGAACUGGAAAAAAGUGUACAGAUGUUUGAAUUAUUCUACAGUCAGCAUUUUAGUGGAAGGAAGCUUACUUGGUUACAUUAUCUUUGUACAGGUGAAGUAAAAAUGAAUUAUUUGUGCAAACCUUAUGUAGCCAUGGUCACAACAUACCAAAUGGCAGUGUUGCUUGCCUUCAACAACAGUGAAACUGUCAGUUAUAAGGAGCUUCAAGACAGUACACAAAUGAAUGAAAAGGAACUGACAAAAACCAUCAAAUCCUUACUCGACGUUAAAAUGAUCAACCAUGACUCAGACAAGGAGGAUGUAGAGGCGGAGUCUACAUUUUCAUUAAAUAUGAACUUCAGCAGUAAACGAACAAAAUUUAAAAUUACAACAUCGAUGCAGAAAGACACACCACAGGAGAUGGAGCAGACCAGAAGUGCUGUAGAUGAAGAUAGAAAAAUGUAUCUUCAAGCUGCUAUAGUCCGUAUCAUGAAAGCACGGAAAGUGUUGCGGCAUAAUGCUCUUAUUCAGGAGGUAAUUAGCCAAUCAAGAGCUAGGUUUAACCCUAGUAUCAGCAUGAUUAAGAAGUGUAUUGAAGUUCUGAUAGACAAACAGUACAUAGAGCGAAGCCAGGCCUCUGCAGAUGAAUACAGUUAUGUAGCAUGAUGUUGCUAUCCUGCAGGUAUGAUUGUAAGGAGAUCAUUGCUGUCACUGUUUGGUGUGUUCCUGUGGGAAGAGGCAGGCCUGUGCCUCCAUAAUUGGUCACUUGGCAGCCCCCGUUUUUCUGCUGUUUACAACAUCACCAGUGCCAUGUCAUGAGCGUCAAUGAAAAUGCCUAUAGAUAUUUCAAGCUCAUGUCAUUAUGACAUUUCUUAAAACUUUACUAAAAGAAUGAGUGAAGUAUUGCUGAGAUGUGGAAAUUUGGUUGGGUACCAUGCUUUUUUUUUUUUCCUCCCCUUUCACGUUUGCAGUUGAUGUUUUUUAAUGUAUCUUAAGACAAAGUUAAAAAAAAAAAAAAAAAGAAAACCUAAAUAUUGUAAUAUGACAGAUAACCUAAUAAUUGUAUCUACAUUAAAGAGAAAAAAAAAAAGAUGAACAUGAUACUGCUGCUUGUCAAAUAAAAAAAAAAAUAAAGUUA
This is a messenger RNA of Gallus gallus (chicken), 3494 nucleotides long. RefSeq names its product cullin 2 (gene CUL2). Bases 698 to 3022 code for a protein of 774 amino acids. Gene Ontology annotation, biological process: SCF-dependent proteasomal ubiquitin-dependent protein catabolic process; protein ubiquitination. The transcript is spliced from 22 exons. NCBI's taxonomy places the organism in Eukaryota, Metazoa, Chordata, Aves, Galliformes, Phasianidae. Gene Ontology annotation, cellular component: Cul2-RING ubiquitin ligase complex; SCF ubiquitin ligase complex. Gene Ontology annotation, molecular function: ubiquitin protein ligase binding. The record is from RefSeq and is a predicted model, not a curated record.